Messenger RNA from Peromyscus leucopus (white-footed mouse), 10887 nucleotides. RefSeq names its product TUB like protein 4 (gene Tulp4). The record is from RefSeq and is a predicted model, not a curated record. The transcript has 15 exons. NCBI's taxonomy places the organism in Eukaryota, Metazoa, Chordata, Mammalia, Rodentia, Cricetidae. Bases 1799 to 6445 code for a protein of 1548 amino acids. Gene Ontology annotation, molecular function: protein binding.
GGUCGCGGUGGCGGCGGCGGCGGCAGCGGCGCCGAGGGGCUGCUGGAGGCGGAGGCGGAGGAGAGGCACGGGGCCGCCGCCAGGGCCGCUCGGGAGAUUUGUAAGAGUCCAAGACCUUCAUUCAAGUCAUGAAUAAUCUACUGGUUCCUGAAUUACCUGGGAAAACAAACACAUCAAGUGCCAGCUGAAGAGUGUGUCUUUGUAUGUCAAACCUUUCUCCACACACUCCCCUUCAGAAGAGGACAGGCUCAUUCUACACAUAGGAAAAGAAAUCCAAGCAUCAGAUGGGACAGCUCUAUACUGCUGGGGUCUGGAGUCCGUGGAGAACUGUCCAUCACCAAUGACGAAUUUUCCUGAUGGUGUUCGUGGGUAAAGCAAGUUUGCAGAGGCAGGCAUCACAGAGAGUAAGCCUCAAGAAUACCUCUCCAGCGUAGAGAAGGAGCAGCCUUGAACACUGGACUGAAACUCAAUAACUUUUACUGUGGUUGUGGUUCAAGUGACGGGCAGACCUGAAAAGGAACAGGUUCCUUUGCAUCUUUAGCUAACUGUUGGACAAUUUUUUAUUUAUUGUUUAUCUUUUUUCUUUUCUGCAUAUAUAAGGUAUUUUAAAAUACUAAUUGGAACUGUCAGUUACAAAAUAAAUAUCAAGGAAAAACCUUUCUUGGUCUAAAGGUGUGUGAACAGGCUUGAAUGUGAACAGGAAGGUGCCAUUCAGCAGAGUGCAGAGCUACUCUCAAGAGAUGCUACAGCUUGGGGGACUCUGAUACACACUUGGGUGAAUGGCUUCAAGACUUGCAUAUGAGAGGAAGAUUAUUUAAUGGACUUAAUUCUAAGACUGCUUUUUUUUUCAUAAAGAUAGAAUAAUACCUGAUCUUUAGGAGCAGAAGAGCCGAGAGACGAGUUUAAGGAGAAGCAAACUCCUGCAGCCUCUCAGUCAGCAAGGACAAGGAAAGCACUUGGUCCAGUCUGAAGCUCUAGCCUCCACCUCUGCUGAGGAGAGGGGCUUUGCUCCUGUCCCUAUGGCACUGAGGGGUGCUCCAACCAACGGAGGAGUCAUUCUAGGGAGCCCCGUGUUCCUAGGGACACAGGGCCAGUCUUGGAGACAGAAAGCUUCUGAUUGUGAACAGUGGGAAAAAGUGUUUUGCUCCCUAAACUUUGGGCCGCUGUCUGCACACGAGCUCCGGUCUGAGUUUGCACGCUAGUGUGCCUUUUCUCUUAGGCAAGCUUUUCAGCUAUACAGCAGAAAUUUGUCUAGAAAUUCAGAAAAUGUGCCAGAGGGUGGCUUCAGAAGGAAGAUGAUCUUGUAUUGUCUGCAUUUGAACUUUUGAAUAGAAAAUUCCAUUUAGAGGGAUUCUUACUGCCUUAAGUUACUUGAAAUCUAUGUAUUCGCAACCCUUUAUCUCUGGAAUCACAUUACACAAAACUGGACUCUCAGGCUGAGAAUAACCAAACUGAGCAAAGGCGAAGAGAACUGGUUCUCCAUCACCACUUACUAACAGCUCUUUCUCCAAAGGAUUGGCAUGUUUUUCCCCUAAGAACCUGAAAAUGAAAACGGACCCCAUGUGUUUUUAGGCAUUGCCUUUCUUAGCAGACUGAUGAUAUCUUUUAUAAAGGAAUUUUUUUUCACUAUGCAUUUGGUGGAUCUUUAUAAAAUACUGACCUAAUUAGACUCUAGGUCAGUUGUAACUAAAGGAGAAAACACCAAACCAACCGAGUUCAGCCACAAAAAUAAGCCAAUGAAAGAACUUGGUUUGAAAUUCUCAGUACUUUUUAAGUGAAAUAAUUCAUUGUAAAAAGUAUGUAUGCAGCGGUGGAACAUGGGCCUGUGCUUUGCAGUGACUCCAACAUCCUCUGCCUGUCCUGGAAAGGGCGUGUCCCCAAGAGUGAGAAGGAGAAGCCUGUGUGUAGAAGACGAUACUAUGAAGAAGGAUGGUUGGCCACAGGCAAUGGGCGCGGUGUGGUGGGGGUGACUUUCACCUCUAGCCACUGUCGCAGAGAUAGGAGUACUCCACAGAGGAUAAACUUCAACCUGCGAGGCCACAACAGUGAGGUUGUGCUGGUGAGAUGGAAUGAGCCAUACCAGAAACUGGCCACGUGUGAUGCAGAUGGAGGAAUAUUUGUAUGGAUUCAGUAUGAAGGCAGGUGGUCUGUGGAACUGGUCAAUGACCGUGGGGCUCAGGUGAGUGACUUCACAUGGAGCCACGAUGGGACUCAAGCGCUUAUUUCAUACCGCGACGGGUUUGUCCUGGUCGGUUCUGUCAGCGGACAAAGACACUGGUCAUCUGAAAUCAACUUGGAAAGCCAGAUCACAUGUGGUAUAUGGACUCCUGAUGACCAGCAGGUGUUGUUUGGCACAGCAGAUGGACAGGUGAUCGUCAUGGACUGCCAUGGUAGAAUGCUGGCCCACGUCCUUCUGCACGAGUCUGAUGGCAUCCUCAGCAUGUCCUGGAAUUACCCCAUCUUCCUGGUGGAGGACAGCAGCGAGAGUGACACGGACUCGGAUGAUUACUCUCCGCCCCAAGAUGGUCCUGCGGCAUACCCCAUCCCUGUGCAGAACAUCAAGCCUCUGCUCACUGUCAGCUUCACCUCGGGAGACAUCAGCUUAAUGAACAACUAUGAUGACUUGUCCCCCACUGUCAUCCGUUCAGGGCUGAAAGAGGUGGUGGCCCAGUGGUGCACACAGGGAGACUUACUGGCAGUUGCUGGGAUGGAGCAGCAGCCCCAGCUCAGCGAGCUGCCCAAUGGUCCUCUUCUGAAGAGUGCCAUGGUCAAGUUCUACAAUGUCAGAGGGGAGCACAUCUUCACGCUGGACACGCUUGUACAGCGCCCCAUCAUCUCCAUUUGUUGGGGCCAUCGGGACUCCCGGCUGCUCAUGGCCUCAGGCCCAGCCCUGUACGUGGUUCGAGUGGAGCACCGAGUGUCCAGCCUCCAGCUGCUGUGCCAGCAGGCCAUCGCCAGCACCCUCCGAGAGGAUAAGGACGUCAGCAAGCUGACCUUGCCCCCUCGACUCUGCUCCUACCUGUCCACUGCCUUCAUUCCCACCAUCAGGCCCCCGAUUCCAGACCCCAACAACAUGCGAGACUUUGUCAGCUACCCCUCAGCUGGCAAUGAGCGGCUGCACUGCACCAUGAAACGUACAGAGGAUGACCCAGAGGUCGGUGGGCCCUGCUACACACUCUACCUGGAGUACCUGGGAGGACUCGUGCCUAUUCUCAAGGGGAGGCGCAUUAGCAAGCUGCGGCCAGAGUUUGUCAUCAUGGACCCUCGGACAGACAGCAAAUCAGAUGAGAUCUAUGGGAACAGCUUGAUUUCUACCGUGAUUGACAGCUGUAACUGCUCAGACUCCAGCGACAUUGAACUGAGUGAUGACUGGGCUGCCAAGAAGUCUCCCAAAAUUUCCAGAGCUAGCAAAUCGCCCAAACUUCCAAGGAUCAGCAUCGAGGCCCGCAAGUCACCCAAGCUGCCCCGGGCUGCUCAAGAGAUUUCUCGAUCUCCCCGAUUGCCCAUGCGCAAGCCCUCCAUGGGCUCGCCCAGCCUGACUCGGAGAGAGUUUCCUUUUGAGGACAUCACUCAGCACAACUAUCUUGCUCAGGUCACAUCGAAUAUCUGGGGAACCAAAUUUAAGAUUGUGGGCUUGGCCGCGUUCCUCCCAACCAACCUCGGUGCAGUAAUCUAUAAAACCAGCCUGCUGCAUCUCCAGCCGCGGCAGAUGACCAUUUAUCUCCCAGAAGUUAGGAAGAUUUCCAUGGACUAUAUUAACCUACCCGUCUUCAACCCAAACGUUUUCAGUGAAGAUGAGGAUGACUUACCAGUUACUGGAGCAUCGGGUGUCCCUGAAAACAACCCACCUUGUACUGUGAACAUCCCUAUUGCACCAAUCCACAGCUCAGCUCAAGCUCUGUCCCCCACACAGAGCAUAGGGCUGGUACAGUCCCUGCUGGCCAAUCAAAAUGUGCAGCUGGAUGUCUUGACCAAUCAGACAACAGCUGUGGGGGCAGUAGAGCAUGCAGGUGACGCUGCCACCCAAUACCCAGUUUCCAGUCGCUACUCCAAUCCUGGACAGGUGAUUUUUGGAGGUGUCGAAAUGGGCCGCAUCAUUCAGAACCCUCCUCAGUUGCCUUUGCCGCCACCGCCGCCGCCGCCACCACCACCACAGCCACAGCCACAGGGGCCUCUGCAGCUGUCUGUGGUGGACCAUGAGCACCUGCAGAAGUCAGCCAAGGCCCUGCGGCCAGUGCCUCAGCUGGCAGCUGAGGGGGAUGCAGUGGUUUUCAGUGCCCCCCAGGAGGUCCAGGUAGCAAAGAUGAAUCCCCCACCCCCCUACCCUGGAACCAUCCCUGCUGCCCCCACCACUGCAGCACCUCCACCCCCUCUGCCACCACCCCAGCCCCCAGUGGAUGUGUGUCUGAAGAAGGGAGAUUUCUCCCUCUGCCCCCCGGCAGCACACUACCAGCCUCCCCUAGGCUAUGAAAGGAUCACCACCUUUGACAGCAGUGGCAAUGUGGAAGAGGUGUGCCGGCCUCGCACUCGGAUGCUCUGUUCCCAGAACACCUACACCCUUCCUGGUCCAGGUAGUUCUGCUACCUUGAGACUCACGGCCACCGAGAAGAAGGUCCUCCAACCCUGCACCAGUGCCACUCUGAACCGCCUGACUGUCCCUCGAUACUCCAUCCCCACAGGGGAUCCACCUCCGUACCCUGAAAUUGCUAGUCAGCUGGCCCAGGGACGGAGUGCUGCUCAAAGACUGGACAACAGUCUCAUCCAUGCCACCCUACGAAGAAACAACCGUGAGGUUGCACUUAAGAUGGCCCAGCUAGCUGACAGCUCCCGCCCCCCACUGCAGCCCCUGGCCAAGCCUAAGGGUGGCCCCAGUGGGCCGGUGGCACAGCUCCCAGCAAGGCCUCCACCUGCCCUGUAUACCUGCAGCCAGUGCAGUGGAGCCGGGUCCAGCUCACAGCCAGGGGCCGCCCUGGCCCAUGCUAUCAGCACCUCCCCUCUGGCCUCCCAGUCCUCCUACAAUCUGCUGAGCCCUCCGGACACCUCCCGGGAUCGCACUGACUAUGUCAAUUCCGCCUUCACAGAGGAUGAAGCCCUGUCCCAGCACUGUCAGCUGGAGAAGCCUCUGAGGCAUCCCCCUCUUCCUGAAGCUACUGUCACAGUGAAGCGGCCUCCCCCUUACCAGUGGGACCCUGUGCUGGGUGAGGAUGUUUGGGUUCCUCAGGAAAGGACAGCACAGCCUGCAGUGCCCAACCCCUUAAAACUGUCCCCUCUGAUGCUAGGGCAAGGCCAGCACCUGGACGUAGCUCGAGUGCCCUUCGUGUCUCCCAAGUCUCCGUCCAGCCCCACUGCCACCUUCCAGACAGGGUAUGGCAUGGGAGUGCCAUAUCCAGGCAGCUACACCAACCCCUCUUUGCCUGGAGUGCAGGCUCCAUGCUCCCCUAAAGAUGCCCUGUCGCCAGCACGGUUUGCACAACAGGAGUCCGCUGUCGUUCUCCAGCCAGCCUACCCACCCAGUCUCUCCUAUUGCACCUUGCCCCCCACAUACCCAGGAAGCAGCACAUGCUCCAGUUUACAGCUGCCACCUAUCGCCUUGCACCCUUGGAGUUCCUACAGCACCUGCCCGCCCAUGCAAAACCCCCAGGGCACUCUCCCCUCCAAGCCCCACUUAGUGGUGGAGAAACCUCUUGUGUCCCCACCACCUGCUGAGCUCCAAAGCCACAUGGGCACGGAGGUGAUGGUAGAGACUGCAGACAAUUUCCAGGAAGUGCUCUCUCUGACAGAGAGCCCUGUCCCCCAGAGAACAGAAAAGUUUGGAAAGAAGAACCGGAAGCGCCUGGAUAGCCGAGCAGAGGAGGGAAGUGUUCAGGCCAUCACUGAGGGAAAAGUAAAAAAGGAUGCGAGGACUUUGAGUGACUUUAAUUCUCUCAUCUCCAGCCCCCGCCUGGGGAGAGAGAAGAAGAAAGUGAAAAGUCAGAAAGACCAACUGAAAUCCAAGAAGUUGAACAAGACGAACGAGUUCCAGGACAGCUCCGAGAGCGAGCCUGAGCUGUUCAUCAGCGGGGAUGAGCUGAUGAACCAAGGCCAGGGCAGCAAGAAGGGCUGGAAGAGCAAGCGGAGCCUGCGGACCGCCAGCGAGCUGGAGGAGUUCAAGUGCCGCAAAGCCAGCGAGAAGGAGGACGGGCGGCUGGGCAGCCAGGGCUUUGUGUAUGUGAUGGCAAACAAACAGCCUCUGUGGAAUGAAGCCACCCAGGUGUACCAGCUGGACUUUGGAGGAAGAGUGACCCAGGAAUCUGCCAAGAACUUCCAGAUCGAGCUGGAGGGGCGGCAGGUGAUGCAGUUUGGACGGAUUGACGGUAAUGCCUACAUCCUAGACUUCCAGUACCCCUUCUCGGCUGUGCAGGCUUUCGCCGUUGCCCUGGCCAACGUGACUCAGCGCCUGAAGUGAAGAGACAGAUGCAGGAGGAGACAUGCCAGGAGCUGUCGGAGGAAGACAUGCUGCUGCUGCUGCUGCUGCUGAUGCUGCCCAGGAGGAGUGGGGACCAUGGCGGGAGAAGAAGCCAGCAGGCCAGGAGGGCGCUGAUCAUAGGCAUGGUCAUUGUCCAGUUACCCUUACUGUCCCUCCUUUCUUCUUUGGAUAGAGUGGUGUUUGAAAGCCAAGACUGUGAGCUCUCUUGUGUUCUUGAAGGCAGUGUAGCUUGGCUAUAGAAUGUUUUACUGGUUUACUUUUCAGUUACUAGGACAAGGGCCUUUGGAAAGAAGACAGAAUAGCUUCGAGCCUGCUCUUCUUUUAGACAUAGGGAGCGUGUGUUAGUGUUCAUUCUUCAUGUCAUUUGGCCUCUGUUACCCUUCCAACAUUAUAACUAGUGCAAAAAAAACUUUUCUUUCAACACAACCAAAACUCUGGAGGAGUCAGCUUGUCUUGUGGGGGAGGACAGUGCUUAAUUCACACACAUGUGCUGCUCACUAGAAGGUACCUGUAUGAGUGAAGGACACAUAUGCAAAUGCCUUGGGCUCUGCUGAUGUAAGCCAAGGUAAAUUGGGUGCUGUCACCAGUGUGACUAUGAGGAGAGACACUGCCCUUGGAGACAGACCUACAACACUCUGCAGACACCUGGGUGAGUUGGUGGUAUGGCUCGUGCAAGGCUAUUCUCUUCCAAGGAUACUGGUUGGAAACCCCACUAGUUUCUUGACAAAGUCAGAAUCUCAUCUGACUUUGGGAGAAGGUAGGAGCUAUCCGUGGGUAGAUCCAGACUUGGGCAAAGCUGGGCUUAUAUCACAGUCAUCAGAAUGGUCAAUCACCAGGUACCUUCACUUGUCAAGAAACCUCCUUUGUUCUCCCUAAUCCUUUGUUUGUUUUAAUCCAGAACAUUUUACUGUAAACAUCUUUCAUUUAGGUCUCAUUUACUCUGCCUUUUCUGAAGUGUGAAGGAGACUUGGUUUGAGGCUACACCACUCCUUCCCUUGGCCACAUUAAAAUUCAGCUGAUUUGAAGGCUUUCCUUCAAUUACAAGUGUGAUCAAAAUAUCUGUACAUUUCCCAGGAUAUUAAAAGAUAAAGCUAUGGUCAGCUCUUUGGGAAAAGCUCCACAGUAUUCUCUACGGGAAAAGGAACCGUCUUUGGGUGUACAGACUGUACUGGAAGAGGAACCACUGGAAAACCUUGUUAAGACAUCCAACGUAGGUAGUUGGCUGUCUGUACUCAUUCCUCCUGUCUGUAGAGUCCUUGCCCGGCUUCUUCUCCUCGUGGGAACACACCUUGGGCAAAUGUCCAGACCUUAUAGUAAGAAGCAGUUCACGUUGCCAUGGUUCUUAGCUGUGGUGGUGUUCGUCACCAGAGCACAGGAACUGUCUGCUGGCUUUGACUAAGUCUGGGUUUUAUUUGAAAACUGACAAGUGGAAGAUGCUACAGGAAAUUCUUUUUAGCUGAAACAUUGUUUGUGUUUUUGUUUUUUCUUGCAUUUGGUUUAAGAAUUAGAAAAGAAACUGUCUGGUUUCUUGAUCUGAGAAAAUUAAAUGACUUCUCAUUCUUCCCAAAUUCCAAAGAGACACUAACAAGGACUUCUCCCAGCAGAUACUGGAGUUUUCCUAUCACAGUUGAAAUAUGGAAGCUGAUUCUCAAGGGUCAGCUGUCCCAGCAAGAGUUGUUAGUCCAUUGGAUGACUGUUGGUUCACCUUCGUUUCUGUAGCUUGAAAAGGUGUGUAGUGCUUUCCGUCAGUUGUGCAAUACGGCUGUAGCCUUUCAGUUGAUGAAAUAAUUUAAAUGCAGUUUCCUUUGUUUUGUUGUCUGAGAGAGUUAUUUAUCUUGUUCUUUAUAGUAUUCUUGGGAACUAUUUUGUUAACUAUGUAUUGGUGAUUUAUGCCCAUUUCAUUAUUUAUUUAGAAAAAUAGUACCUUUGUAAUGACUUAUUUGGUGGCAAUAUAUUUUGCUGCAAAAAAUAAAGAGAAUAUGACAAGAUUUUUUUUUGCGGGAUAAUUUGUAACUUUCUUGAGAAUUGGGAGAAAAUCCUCUUAAUCCCUUAAAAGAUAAAUUCACUCUUUAUCUCAGUAUUGAUUGUAUGCAAAAUAGGCUAUUUCUUUGAGAUAGCAUACCCGAAGGUAGUAUUUUUUCUUAUUUUGAAAAUUUUAGUUAAAAAUAAAAAGUGAUAGGACAUAAGGAAAAGUGAGACCUUAGAUAAGAGUCGCAAAAGAGGGACCUUAAUCAAUAACCUUCAAAAUUUUUUAGUUCUAACUGGCUUUUUGCAAAAGCUGCAAAGGUUAUACUUAUAACUUUGCUAAAUAAGAUCAAAUAUGGAGGAAAUCGUCUCUGAAAGGUAUUUUUCAUCCAUGGAGAUGCAGGUUUCCUGUCUUGAAUAAUGUGUGACCUGUGAGCUGCAGAAUAGAGCAAGAGCGUCUUCCACCCUCUAGACUCCUCUCCCAGUCUAAGGAGGAGGAGGAGUCUCAGGUACCACGGGUGCAAUAGGCUGCUGGCUGCUGCAGUCGGGACACAGUGUCACGUAAGAUAAUUGCUUCUUUUCAAAAUUGCAUCGUCUAGUCAACAUCAUUGGGUUAAAUUCUCCUCAAGUUAAGACUUCAAGUAACAGAAUUCUAGGUGCUUCAUGGUUAUUAACAGCAAUUUGUGAAUGUUGCAAUGUCUCAUUGGAUCCCUAAAUUAAAAAACAGUCAACUCCAUAAAGACUUUUAGAAAAACAGUAUAUUAAUAAACAAAAACCAGCAUUAAAUUUGUUUGGCUCUAACCUCAUCAAAACAGAGGUCAUAGAUGUUUGUAACAGUUACCCAUUUGAAUCUAUAUCCUGAGAAAAACUGGACCAAUAAAGCUAGGAAUACUCAGAGCUCUAAUGGACACAGGAAGCAAAAGCUUGUGCAUGUUGGUCCUUUUCAUCCACACUCCUGCUACCCUGUGGAAUGUCCAUUCUGUCAUCAAAGGUCAGGGGGCCAAGGUUGAAUUGCUCUGUCACAGGGGUGGAGAGUGACUCUGGGCAAGCCCUGGGGGUGUCUGGCCUCCUUUGUCCAUCUCUUAAAUGAAAGGGAUGCCUAUGCAAACUUGAAAACUCCAUUCUAGCUCCAGUAGCCUAAUUCAGCAGCUCAUCUUCCCCUUCAUGAGGGUGAAAGUAUGUUUCAAAACGUGGUCUUUUUGUAGGAAAAAAAACAAAACAGUUCUUUUCCUGAGUCAAAGCUGUCUACUUGAACAGAAACCAGCAUGUUUACCAUGUCUGUGAAAGUUCACCCCUAAAAUAAUGUCUUUGGAACCAUGUUUAGUCUACUAAAAUUACAGAAGUACCAAAUCCAAGUACAGUGGAAGUCCCUAUGAGGGUGCUUUCUCCUCAGUGGGCUCCCGGAAGUUAAAUGAGGGACUGUAUUGAGAGCGGGUUCAGAAAGGAAAGGAGUGUCACUCAUAGCUUGCCUCCUUUAGAGCAUUCAUGUGUAAGAGUACUAGACUUGUUCAAACAAAUUUGAGAAAGGGACCGUGGGAAGGGAGCCCGUGCUGUCCCUGCCUGGGCUGUGGAUGGGUUGACAUUAGCUGUUUCCAGGUGUCAUUUGAGAUCCUGGACUUGAUGGCAGCAUACAUUUCAGAACUUCACCACGGUGUAUCUAUCUCCUUAUCUCUGGCUGAUAAGCUCUGGAGGACUGUGGCUUAUUUUGUUUCCUCCUCCCCCCCCCCAGCUUUGUGCAGUUUUCUUGUGACUUUAAUUGAAUCUGUAUUUUCUGUUUACAAGUUGAUUUUAAGGGGAAGGGUAGGAUUUUAGGAUCUUGUUUAUUGUAGAUAAUUUUUUUCUCGUGUUGUAGAAAAGCAUGGGUUAUACAUUCGAGUGGAAAAGGCACUGUAUUAUUUACCAAAGGUGUGUUGUUUGCAUUUGUCUAUAAAGCAUUCUUUUAGUCCUGUAAAUUUGGACAUAAUUUCCAAGUUUACUGCUGUUGCUACUGCUGGCAUCUUUCUCCUUCUCUCAUCUUUUUAUUCUCAUAAAUGUGCAUUGUGGGUGCAUAGGUCACAGACCAGACGAGACCACCAGCAUGUUCUUGUCCAUACUUUGGGAACAGCGUGCACUGUUUUGUACACGUCAGCCCCCCCCCAUCCCUGCCAUGUUGGUUUUUAUCUUUUGUUCGUUCAGCAUCUUGCUUUGUUUAACUUUGCAGACGAGAUCUGUGGGGAGUCACCAUUGAUUUCCGGUGAGCUCUCCCGUAUCUGCCUGUGUUUGUAUGGCUUUGUAGUCUCCGUUGUGCAGGAAGUAUGCUAGAAGGGAUUAAUGGUUUGCAUUCAGAAUGAUGUAGUUUGUCUAAAUUAUUUUGCCUAUGUUAUUGAGAUGGGUUACUCUCAUUUUUUUCUUGAUGAUUUGAAAUUGUAAGAUUUGUCCAGCUAUUGCUUAAUAAAAUUUUGCAGAUCAAAAAAAAA